Molecule: messenger RNA, 612 nt
Organism: Microthlaspi erraticum
Lineage: Eukaryota; Viridiplantae; Streptophyta; Magnoliopsida; Brassicales; Brassicaceae
Source: the annotation of a GenBank genome assembly
AUGAGGAAGAAAGUAAGUGGUAGUGGUGAAGAAGGAAACAAUGAGUACAAGAAAGGUUUGUGGACAGUAGAGGAAGACAAGAUCCUCAUGGAUUAUGUCAAAGCUCAUGGAAAAGGCCACUGGAAUCGUAUUGCCAAAAAGACUGGUUUAAAGAGAUGCGGAAAGAGUUGCAGAUUGAGGUGGAUGAACUAUCUCAGCCCAAAUGUGAAAAGAGGCAAUUUCACCGAGCAAGAAGAAGAUUUAAUCAUUAGACUCCACAAGUUGCUUGGUAAUAGGUGGUCUUUGAUUGCUAAAAGAGUGCCGGGUCGGACAGAUAAUCAAGUGAAGAAUUAUUGGAACACACAUCUUAGUAAGAAACUUGGAAUCAAAGAUACAAAAACCAAGCAGAUGAAUGGUGAUAUUGUUUAUCAGAUCAACCUCACAAAUCCCACUGAAACAUCAGAAGAAACAAAAAUCUUGAAUAUCAACGAUAACAAUGAUAUUCCCAGAGAUGAAAUCCAAGAAGAUCGUCAAGGAAGUAACUAUUUGAGUUCACUUUGGGUUCAUGAGGAUGAGUUUGAGCUUAGUACACUCACCAACAUGAUGGAUUUUAUAGAUGGACACUGUUUUUGA